Molecule: messenger RNA, 991 nt
Organism: Castor canadensis (American beaver)
Lineage: Eukaryota; Metazoa; Chordata; Mammalia; Rodentia; Castoridae
Source: RefSeq, a predicted model, not a curated record
AUGAAUUUCAAUGACAGUGGAGCAUGUGUUACACAGUGUCCACAAACCUUCGUGUACAAUCCAACCACCUUCCAGUUGGAGCACAACUUCAAUGCGAAGUACACAUAUGGAGCAUUCUGUGUCAAGAAAUGCCCACAUAACUUUGUAGUAGAUUCCAGUUCUUGUGUGCGUGCCUGCCCUAGUUCCAAGAUGGAAAUAGAAGAAAAUGGGAUUAAAAUGUGUAAACCUUGCACUGAUAUUUGUCCAAAAGCUUGUGAUGGCAUCGGCACAGGAUCAUUGAUGUCAGCUCAGACUGUGGAUUCCAGCAACAUUGACAAAUUUGUUAACUGCACAAAAAUCAAUGGGAAUUUGAUCUUUCUUGUCACUGGUAUUCAUGGGGACCCUUACAAUGCAAUUGAAGCUAUUGACCCAGAGAAACUGAAUGUCUUUCGCACAGUCAGAGAAAUAACAGGUUUCUUAAACAUACAAUCAUGGCCUCCAAACAUGACUGACUUUAGUGUUUUUUCCAACCUGGUGACCAUUGGUGGACGAGUACUCUACAGUGGCCUCUCCUUGCUCAUCCUCAAACAGCAAAGCAUCACCUCUCUGCAGUUCCAGUCCCUGAAGGAAAUCAGUGCAGGAAACAUCUACAUCACUGACAACAGCAACCUGUGCUACUAUCAUACCAUCAACUGGACAACACUCUUCAGCACCAUCAACCAAAGAAUAGUGAUCCGGGAUAACAGAAAAGCUGAAAACUGUACUGCUGAAGGGAUGGUGUGUAACCAUCUGUGUUCAGGAGAUGGCUGUUGGGGACCUGGCCCAGACCAGUGCCUGUCGUGCCGCCGCUUCAGCAGGGGAAGGGUCUGCAUCGAGUCGUGUAACCUCUAUGAUGGUGAAUUUCGGGAGUUUGAGAAUGGCUCCAUCUGUGUCGAGUGUGACUCCCAGUGUGAGAAGAUGGAAGAUGGUCUCCUCACAUGCCACGGACCGGUAAGCCUGGAGACAUUCUUUG